AUGGGGACUGCAGCGGCGGCAGCGGCGGCGGCCGGGGAGGGGGCGCGCAGCCCGAGCCCCGUCGCCGUGUCGCUCGGCCUGGGCGUGGCCGUCGUGUCCAGCCUGGUGAACGGGUCCACGUUCGUGCUGCAGAAGAAGGGCAUCGUGCGCGCCAAGCGGCGAGGUACCUCCUACUUAACAGAUGUUGUGUGGUGGGCGGGCACAAUUGCAAUGGCUGUUGGCCAAAUUGGAAACUUCCUGGCUUACACGGCAGUCCCCACGGUCCUGGUGACUCCCCUGGGUGCCCUUGGAGUGCCGUUUGGGUCCAUUUUAGCCUCUUAUCUUCUGAAGGAGAAGCUCAACAUCUUGGGCAAGUUGGGGUGUCUGCUCAGCUGUGCAGGCUCUGUCGUGCUAAUUAUCCACUCCCCAAAAUCCGAGAGUGUGACCACGCAGGCUGAGCUGGAGGAGAAGCUGACCAACCCAGUGUUUGUGGGCUACCUAUGCAUCGUGCUCCUCAUGCUGUUGCUGCUUAUCUUCUGGAUCGCACCGGCCCACGGCCCCACCAACAUCAUGGUCUACAUCAGCAUCUGCUCCUUGCUGGGGAGCUUCACCGUGCCUUCCACCAAGGGCAUCGGGCUGGCGGCCCAAGACAUCUUCCACAACAACCCGUCCAGUCAGCGGGCCCUCUGCCUGUGCCUGGUGCUUCUGGCCGUGCUCGGCUGCAGCAUCAUCGUCCAGUUCAGGUACAUCAACAAGGCGCUCGAGUGCUUUGACUCCUCUGUGUUCGGGGCCAUCUACUACGUGGUCUUCACCACGCUGGUCCUGCUGGCCUCUGCCAUCCUCUUCCGGGAGUGGAGCAACGUGGGCCUGGUGGACUUCCUGGGGAUGGCCUGUGGCUUCACCACCGUCUCCGUUGGCAUCGUCCUUAUCCAGGUGUUCAAAGAGUUCAAUUUCAACCUUGGGGAGAUGAACAAAUCUAAUAUGAAAACAGACUAGAACGCAACAGGGGGUUGGGUGGUGCGGGGAACAGGAAGUAGAUAUGGUUUCUAGUCCUAAUUUGACUUGAAGUACAAGUGCCCCUAAACCACUGGUAUUAGGGUUGCUUGUAUAUCAGUGUGUGGUCUGGUGGAUAGGAGGGACAUUGCUCAGCACCGGCAGGAGCCUAGCCCUCUGGUCUGAAGUUGCUACAUGGUCGCCUGGGCAUCAUCUCUCUGACGAGAGGAAUUCAUGAUCAUUGCCAUUAACCUGGAAGCUUUCACGAAUAAUCCUUUCCUUUAAAACAUUUUCACAGUAUUUAAAUAGAAAAUAAAGAUGGGCUCGCCUUGGUUAGUCUUUGCAGGGGAGCAGAUAUUCUUACUUAGGAGAUAACUUUGGAAAUGAGAGAGAGUAUCUUGAAAUCUGACUCUGUAUAGUAAAUGUACCUGUAGUUGUGUUAUUUUGCAUUAAGCCUGUAUAACCUCAUUCAGGUAAGAGGUAUACCCAUUCAGUUGUUUUUAAUCCUCUAAUGAGCUGACUCUCCCUCCCCCCACUCCAAGACAGAUGGAGAGGAGAGUGACUACUGGCAGCACUCUGUUUCCGGAGGGCUUCCAACAGCUUACGUCGAUUUCAGUGCCUUUACCACUCGAACUAUUCACUUAAUUUCACUAUCCCUGUGCAUCUGUUCUCUUAGCUUAGAAUAACGCACCCUCCGUGACUAUUUAAUAUUUCACUGUUUAAAACAUAAAUGUGUAAAGGGGUUCUAUAUUCAUUUGUGGGAAGAGAGUCAAGACUAAAGAUGUAUUAGAAAGAAUUGGCCCUAUUAGCAUGUAGUUAUUGUCCCACUAAAGACAGUUGACUUAAGCAGCAUGAGGUAUUUUAUUUAUAUUCAGUCUGUGUAA
Molossus molossus (Pallas's mastiff bat) is the source of this 1856-nucleotide messenger RNA. It is a transcript of the gene NIPA1, whose product is annotated as NIPA magnesium transporter 1. The record is from RefSeq and is a predicted model, not a curated record. Gene Ontology annotation, biological process: magnesium ion transport. Gene Ontology annotation, cellular component: membrane. NCBI's taxonomy places the organism in Eukaryota, Metazoa, Chordata, Mammalia, Chiroptera, Molossidae. Gene Ontology annotation, molecular function: magnesium ion transmembrane transporter activity. The coding region runs from base 1 to 975 and encodes 324 amino acids. The transcript is spliced from 5 exons.